This is a messenger RNA of Gongylonema pulchrum, 240 nucleotides long. The record is from the annotation of a GenBank genome assembly. NCBI's taxonomy places the organism in Eukaryota, Metazoa, Nematoda, Chromadorea, Rhabditida, Gongylonematidae.
AUGACUGGAUUUGGUACUCCACGUAAUACCACUUAUGAAGCGGAAGCCGGCGAGCUGCCAUAUGAAGACAUGAAGAAGUCCGAAACCGUUAUCCCAUCGCAGGCUGGCUGGAAUCGAGGCGAUUCCCAAAAGGGCAUGACCGGAUUCGGUGCGCCACGUGACGUGAAAGGCAAGCAUCUGAAGCGUAUCUGGGAGUUGGAAUAUCCCGAAGAAGCGGAAGCAUCACUUGAUCGGCUUUAA